CUCUGUUCAUGGAUUGCUUGAGAGAAAUACGAGGAAAACAAGCUCACGAUCCCAUGUUCAUGGAGAAGAUGAAUACUACGUCGUCGUCUUGGCGUUGCAUAUGCGUUCCGGGGCCACUUAUCGUGGGUGCAGGGCCUUCGGGUUUAGCCACGGCCGCUUGCUUAAAAGAGAAAGGGGUUCCGAGUGUAGUCCUAGAGAGAUCUAAGUGCAUAGCGUCGUUGUGGCAACUCAAGACCUAUGAUCGCCUACAACUUCACCUGCCUAAACAGUUCUGCGAGCUUCCCCUCAUGGGGUUCCCUGCUGAUUUCCCUACUUACCCUACCAAGCAACAGUUCGUGGACUACUUGGAAGCGUACGCUAGGGAGUUUGGUAUCGAACCACGGUUCAAUGAGACGGUUUCACGGGCCGAGUACGACGCGGUGCUGGGGUUCUGGCGCGUCAAAAGCGUUGGGAUAAAGGGGGAGGUGAUGGAGUACGUGUGCCGGUGGUUGGUGGCGGCGACGGGAGAGAAUGCGGAGGCGGUGGUGCCGGAGAUGGAAGGGAAGGGUGAAUUCGGUGGGGACAUAAGGCAUACGAGUUUGUAUAAAAGUGGAGAGGAGUUUAGAGGAAAAAGGGUUUUAGUGGUGGGGUGUGGGAACUCAGGAAUGGAGGUGUGCUUGGAUCUUUGCAAUCAUAACGCCAGGCCUUCACUUGUGGUCAGAGAUGCAGUGCACGUCCUUCCACGAGAGAUGCUGGGAAGAUCAACUUUUGGGUUGUCCAUGUGGUUGCUCAAGUGGCUCCCCAUUCGGUUCGUCGACCGCUUAUUGCUGAUCGUAUCGUGGUUCAUGCUGGGUGACACCGCUCGAUUCGGCUUGGAACGACCACGAUUGGGUCCCUUGGAACUCAAGAAUCUGUCCGGAAAGACCCCGGUCUUAGAUGUUGGCACGCUAGCCAGCAUAAAAAAUGGAGACAUUAAGGUAUGUCCGAGCAUCAAACGCCUAAAACGAUUUGCAGUGGAGUUCGUUAAUGGUGAAACCGACAGCUUUGAAGCAAUCAUUUUAGCAACUGGUUACAAAAGUAACGUACCCUCCUGGCUAAAGGAAGGAGAGAUGUUCUCAGAGAAAGAUGGGUACCCUCGAAGGCCAUUCCCUAAUGGGUGGAAAGGUGAAAAUGGGUUAUACGCCGUAGGGUUCACUAAACGUGGAUUGCUAGGUACAUCAAUGGAUGCCAAGAGGAUCGCAGAUGACAUCGAACGGUGUUGGAAACAUGAUGCCAAACAUCGUACGGCCUUCACUCGUUCAUCAUGA
Molecule: messenger RNA, 1286 nt
Organism: Hibiscus syriacus
Lineage: Eukaryota; Viridiplantae; Streptophyta; Magnoliopsida; Malvales; Malvaceae
Product: indole-3-pyruvate monooxygenase YUCCA6-like
Exons: 4
Coding region: 9-1286 (425 amino acids)
Biological process (GO): auxin biosynthetic process
Molecular function (GO): flavin adenine dinucleotide binding; NADP binding; N,N-dimethylaniline monooxygenase activity
Source: RefSeq, a predicted model, not a curated record